GUCUUAUUUGUUGUCAAACACUGGUCGAAAGAAGGAAGCUGGAAAUUGACAGGUUACUUUAGAGCCCUGUGCUGAGAUGAGUGUCCCGGACUACAUGCAGUGUGCUGAGGACCACCAGACCGUCCUUGUUGUGGUCCAGCCGGUGGGCAUCGUACCUGAAGACCAGUUUUUCAAGAUCUACAAACGCAUUGCCAGUGUCAGCCAGGUGAACAUCCGAGACUCCAAUCGUCUCCUCUACAUCCGCUACCGCCACCACUACCUACCUGAAAACAAUGAGUGGGGCGACUUCCAGACCCAUCGUAAGGUGGUGGGGCUCAUUGCCAUCACCACGUGCAAUUCAGCUAAAGAGUGGCCCCAAACAGCAGAGCGCUUCCACGGGCAGAAAGAGGUGUACAGCUCCACGCUAUAUGAUUCUCGCCUGCUCGCAUUUGGGCUCCAGGGGGAGAUCGCGGAGCAGCAGCGCACAGAUGUGGCCUUUUACCCAAGUUUCGACAACUGCUCAGAUGUGGAGAAAAGGGUGGAGGACUUUGUGGAGUCUAUAUUCAUAGUUUUAGAGUCCAAACGGUUGGACAGGGCCACAGACAAAUCUGGAGACAAGAUUCCUCUUCUCUGUGUGCCCUUUGAGAAGAAAGACUUUGUGGGAUUGGACACUGACAGCAGGCACUACAAGAAGCGGUGCCAGGGCCGGAUGAGGAAGCACGUGGGGGACUUGUGCCUGCAGGCGGGCAUGCUGCAGGAUGCCCUGGUCCACUAUCACAUGGCCGUGGAGCUCCUCAGGGGAGUAAAUGACUUCCUCUGGCUUGGCGCUGCGUUGGAGGGAUUGUGUUCAGCUUCUGUCAUUUUCCACUACCCUGGAGGCACCGCGGGGAAGGCAGCAGGACGCAAGCCAAGCAUAUCCCAGGCAGCUGACACAGGGAAGCGCCACCGCCCAGGGGCUCAAGAGGUUCUCAUUGACCCAGGUGCCCUCACAGCCAAUGGCAUCAGCGCAGACACCAGCACUGAGAUUGGACGAACAAAGAACUGCCUGAGCCCUGAGGACAUUAUUGAGAAGUACAAAGAAGCCAUCUCUUACUAUGGCAAGUACAAGAACGCAGGUGUGAUCGAACUGGAGGCCUGUGUGAAAGCUGUGCGAGUGCUGGCCAUUCAGAAGAGAGCCAGAGAGGCCUCAGAGUUCCUGCAGAAUGCCGUCUACAUCAACCUGGGACAGCUGUCCGAGGAGGAGAAAAUCCAGCGCUACAGCAUCUUGUCAGAGCUCUAUGAGCUGAUUGGCUUCCAUCGUAAAUCUGCCUUUUUCAAACGUGUAGCAGCCAUGCAGUGUGUGGCUCCUACCAUCCCAGAGCCAGGCUGGAAGGCCUGCUACAAGCUGCUGCUGGAGACUCUCCCUGGGUACAGUCUCUCUCUGGACCCCAAGGACUUCAAAGGUACUCAUCGUGGAUGGGCUGCUGUACAGAUGCGUCUUCUGCAUGAGUUGGUGUAUGCCUCUCGUCGCAUGGGCAACCCGGCCCUGUCUGUACGCCACCUGUCCUUCCUGCUGCAGACCAUGCUCGACUUCCUCUCCGAUCAAGAGAAGAAAGAAGUGACCCAGAGCCUUGAGAACUACACAUCCAAGUGCCCUGGUGGGAUGGAGGUCAUCACUCUCCCUGAUGGCCUGAAGCUUCCUCCAGUGCCCUUCACAAAGCUCCCUAUCGUCAGAUCUGUUAAGCUUCUGAACCUCCCGGUCAGUCUGCGUCCUCACAAAGUGAAAGGGCUGCUGGGUCAGAACAUGUCCAGUGCCAGCCCCUUCAUCUACUCCCCCAUUCUCCUCCACAACAGAAAUGACGAGCGCUGCAAGAAAAUAGAUUUCCAGUGGGUUCAAGGUGAUGUUUGUGAGGUGCAGCUUAUGGUCUACAACCCGAUGCCUUAUGAACUGCGUGUAGAAAACAUGGGUUUGCUGACCUCUGGAGUGGAGUUCGAGUCCCUUCCGGCUGCCCUGUCCCUGCCUGCAGAGUCUGGCUUGUACCCAGUCACUUUGGUUGGUGUCCCUCGUACUGCUGGCAACAUCACUGUCAAUGGUUAUCACACAUCAGUGUUUGGUGUAACUAGUGACUGCCUGCUGGAGGGUCUGCCCAAUGUCAAGAGCAGUGGAUGUUUGGUGGAGGUCAUUCCAUCUCUUCCUCGUCUGCAGCUCAGUACAUCACUCCCACGGUCGACUCCCACUGCUCAGCCCAUGUCCAAAGAGGAGCUGUCCAGUUCUGUGUCCGUACAGCUUUUCAAUGGAGAGACCCAGCAGCUGACCAUCACACUAGAGAAUAUUGGAACUGACGAAAUUGAAAGCCUGGAACUAACAUCUAAAACAGUCACCACCAAAGAAAAAGUAUAUGGGGAGUUCCUGAGCUGGGAGAUGGAGGAUGCGCUCUCUCACCUGCCUCUGAAGCCGGGACAAUCGGUGACACUUGCUGUCAGCAUCAAGGUCAAGCUGGACUUCUCGGGCCAGGAGAACCUACUGCAGGACCUCAAUGAUGAUGGAAUCAGCGUGACAGGCCUGCCAAUCUCCAGCCCCCUUCGCCAAGUGCUCAAACCUCGUCCCGAAAACAAAUCAGUCAGCAGUGAGUCGGGCAAAGCGGAGUACAACCACAUAAAGACAUUGGAAGCCGUGUUAACCUUCAAGUAUUCCGGAGGAGCAGGCAAAGUGGAGGGAUAUUACCGUGAGCUUUCCCUGGGAGUCCAUGUUGACGUGGAGCCUUCUGUAUUCUUCACGCGAGUCAGUACGCUCCCAGCAACCAGCACCCGCCAGUGUCACCUGCUGCUGGACAUCUUUAACCCCACAGAGCACGAGCUCACUGUGAGCGCCAACAACAACCAGGAACUGGUACUGCAUGCCAGCCAGUGUCAGAGGAUGGCCAUCCAGGUCGACAAGUUUGACUUUGAGAGUGUUUCCCAGCCAGAGCAGGAGCCAGCACACUUCACUAACCUCAGGCACAUGGAGGAGGAGCGCCAGCAUGCCCGCGGGUGCCAGAUCAACAGCAAGCUGGGCAUCUGCUGGACCAUCCCUUCUCUGCAGCGGCGAGGAGAGGCCAGUGUGGAGGGGGUCCUCAACCAGCUGGUCCUGGAGCACCUGCAGCUGGCGCCUCUUCAGUGGGAUGUGCUGGUGAAUGGCGCCCCCUGUGACUGUGACGUGGUAGCGCAGUGUAAAGUGGGAGAUGCUGUGAGUCUGGAGGUGAAACUGACCAACAGGAGUAAGAGCGCCGUGGGGCCCCUGGCUCUCACCGUCAUGCCCUACCAGGACUUUCAGAACGGGGUCCAGAACUACGAUCUGGAGGAUGCCGUUACCUUCAUAGGCUCCAACACGUUCAACAUAGGCUCGGUUCAACCCAAGGAGAGCCAGGAGUGUGUUGGUGCUUUGCUCUUCCUCUACACAGGAGACUUCUACCUCAACAUUAAGUUCCAGGACGACAGCGCUGGGAGACAGCUGCCUCUCGCCUGGUUCACUCUGCCCAGCGUGCACAUCCGGGCGCUGGACGCUCCGCUACAAGCCGGAGCCUAGGAGCACGGAGCUACAGUGUCUACAAACAUACAGCCAUACACUAACAUUGAAACACUUGACAAAUUUGAUCAAAAUACACAGAUAAAAGAUUUCAUAUUACUGCUUAAAAAUGUGGAUAUUUGCUCUAAAAAUAAUGGGGCAUUGGGCAAAACAUGACAGAUUUUACGCAAUACUUAUGAUAAAAAUACAUGCUCCUCAUU
Molecule: messenger RNA, 3723 nt
Organism: Periophthalmus magnuspinnatus
Lineage: Eukaryota; Metazoa; Chordata; Actinopteri; Gobiiformes; Gobiidae
Gene: trappc9
Product: trafficking protein particle complex subunit 9
Exons: 23
Coding region: 77-3523 (1148 amino acids)
Cellular component (GO): trans-Golgi network
Source: RefSeq, a predicted model, not a curated record